Molecule: messenger RNA, 1566 nt
Organism: Peronospora farinosa
Lineage: Eukaryota; Oomycota; Peronosporomycetes; Peronosporales; Peronosporaceae
Source: the annotation of a GenBank genome assembly
AUGGCGUCCGAGGCACAUCUGCGUGCCCAGUAUGAGCUGUUGAUAAAGGAAAACAAACUGCUCAAAACAAACGUGGAGAAGCUCGAUCGAGAAAACCACGACCUCAAGCGCUCAGUCUACGAGCUUACCCUUAAAUUGGACUCAGCCCACGCGCCAUCCUCGUCGACCCGUGCUGCCGCAGCGGAUCCCUUCGCUAUCGCAGAUUUGCUGGCCGCCCCAAGUGCUGAAACUGCAGCCGAGUCGUCGUUCUGUCGAGCUCGUGGUAGUUCGGGGGCGUUGCUAGGUACCAAGGGAGAUUUGUACGACACAGAUGCUGAAGGAGAUGCUCGUGUUCUUGUGCAUAAAUCGACACUAAGAGCUCAUGCAGGAGCCGUAUACACGUCUAAAUUCUCACCUUGUGGACGGCUGCUGGUGUCCGGUGGCUUCGAUUGCAAAGUGAUGCUCUGGGACGUGACUACUAAAUUCAAUCAGCCGCAGUUGGCGGCGCUUUCGAAACACGCGCAGCUCGUGAUUGACGUGAGUUGGGCUGAGGACAGUGCGACUCUUGUGUCAGCCAGCUAUGACCACACGGUGAAGCUUUGGGACGUUGAGAAGAGCCAACUCGUUAGUAGCAAGGAGGUGGAUGGGCUUGUCCAGUGUGUGGGCUUCAAUAUGGCUGACAACAACCAGUUUUUCUUAGGAUCCAGCAAAUGCUGUCUUCAUAUGGUAGAUGUACGCUCCGAGGUGUGUCGCACCUGGUCCAACGACGCCAUGGUGAACGCGCUUCACGUCUCACAUGACGGUCUUACGGUCACUACGGGUGACAGCAAGGGCAUGCUGAAGACAUGGGACGUUCGGAUGGAUAUGUGUCUUGAAGAGUUAUCCGUACUAAACGACCCAGCCAGACACGCCAUCUCGCACGUACAUGCGUCGCCAGCCAGUGAUGGCGGUGACGACGGGCGCUUUCUCGGCGUUAACAGCUACGACAACGUCCUGCGUGUGUACGACCGACGCUCCAAGCUCAUCAGUUCUCGUAGCUCGAGGCGCGGCCCUGGUGGAGGCAGUAAUAGCCGUGAUGACCAGCUGCAGCUGGUGUGCUCUGUAUCGGGUCAUAAGAACAAGAACUGGCCUAUUAAGAGCUCGUUCUUCCGGGGUGACGGCUACAAGUACAAGCUGGCGCUGCCACCCCGCGGACGACUUGGAGGUGGCUUAGGUGGCGGUUCUAGUACUAGUUCACGGCGCAAGCUCACGGACGGCGACGGAGAGGAUUUCGAGGAUUCAAGUGGAGAGCAUGGGUCCAUGGAUUCCGCACGUGAAACGCUGCUACUUGCUACCGGAAGUGCGGACCGCCAUAUAUACUUGCACGAAGUGACGCCGUCAAAGCACGCUGCAGAUUCAAGCGCGUCCGGCAAACACACACAAAGUCUCGUGCAAAAGAUCGAUGCCCAUAAUGAUCGUGUGUACUGUGUGGAUUUUCACCCCACCGAGCCCAUUCUGGCUUCCGCUUCGGCCGACUGCUCAAUCAAAAUCUGGCUGCCACGCUCUGGAUCUAACUCCGUCACGCGUCUUGCAAAGGCCAAGAAGUAG